Ruditapes philippinarum (Manila clam) is the source of this 3399-nucleotide messenger RNA. RefSeq names its product aryl hydrocarbon receptor nuclear translocator homolog. Lineage: Eukaryota; Metazoa; Mollusca; Bivalvia; Venerida; Veneridae. Bases 98 to 1891 code for a protein of 597 amino acids. The record is from RefSeq and is a predicted model, not a curated record. Gene Ontology annotation, molecular function: RNA polymerase II cis-regulatory region sequence-specific DNA binding; protein dimerization activity; DNA-binding transcription factor activity, RNA polymerase II-specific. Gene Ontology annotation, biological process: regulation of transcription by RNA polymerase II. Gene Ontology annotation, cellular component: cytoplasm; transcription regulator complex; nucleus. The transcript is spliced from 14 exons.
UUAUUUUUCAGGUACCCCAGACAGUGUGAAGAGUAACAAGAAGAGGAAAGGUGGAUCUAGUAGCAGAGAUUCUGAUGAUGAAGAUAGUCAGCCAGGGAUGUAUGCGAGCAGCGAUCAGGCAGACAAGGAAAAAUUUGCGCGCGAGAGUCACUGUGAAAUCGAGAGACGGAGAAGAAAUAAGAUGACAUCAUAUAUCAAUGAACUGUGUGACAUGGUACCAACCUGUUCAACACUGGCCAGAAAGCCUGAUAAACUUACUAUACUUCGUAUGGCAGUAUCACAUAUGAAAUCACUCCGAGGUACAGGUAACACAAGUACAGAUGGGUCGUAUAAACCAUCAUUUCUCACAGACCAGGAACUGAAACACCUUAUCCUUGAGGCAGCGGAUGGUUUUCUAUUUGUUGUUCAGUGUGACUCUGGCCGAAUUAUAUAUGUCUCGGAUUCCAUUGUUCCGGUUUUACACCAGUCACAGGGUGACUGGUUCGGAAAUUGUAUGUCUGAUUUGAUACAUCCUGAUGAUGUGGAGAAAGUUAGAGAACAGUUGUCCACCACAGAAUCUCAAAACACAGGACGUAUCCUAGAUCUCAAAACUGGUACAGUAAAGAAAGAAGGUCAUCAAUCAUCUAUGAGGUUGUGUAUGGGUUCAAGGCGUGGAUUUAUCUGUCGUAUGAAGAUGGGUAAUCUGCAGGUUGACCCAAUGACUGCCAACCAUUCUCUGCGUGUACGGCAGCGGAACACACUCGGUCCUUCAACUGAUGGUAACCAUUACGCUGUGGUCCAUGUUACAGGAUAUAUAAAAAAUUGGCCACCCUCAGGUGUACAGAUGGAUAGAGGGGAUGAAGAGCAUGGAUCCAGUCACUGUUGUCUUGUUGCCAUUGGACGAUUGCAGGUGACCAGUGCUCCGAACUGCUCUGAUAUACUCGGAAAUGCCACAAAUGAAUUUAUUUCUAGAAUUACUGUUGAUGGAAAGAUAACUUUUGUUGACCAAAGGGUGUCUGGGUUGCUUGGAUACCAACCUCAAGAUCUGUUAAACAAGACAGUGUAUGAUUUUUACCACCCUGAGGACCAAGCUCAUAUGAAAGAUACAUUUGAUCAAGUGCUGAAACUUAAAGGGCAAGCAAUGUCAAUGAUGUAUCGUUUCCGGGCGUCUAACAGGGAGUGGGUGUGGCUACGUACUACAAGUUUUAGUUUCCAGAACCCAUAUACUGAGGAAGUAGAAUACAUAGUGUGUACCAACACGGCAGCCAAAACUGGCAAUCAAGCUGCCCCUGCAUCAGCCUCGGGGGCUGGCGGUCUACCCUUGGAUCAAAGUACCGAGUCCAAUCCCCAGCUGAAUAAUUUUACAGCACCAAGGCCAAUGGUUGCUGGCAACGAUGCCUUGAAUGUUGGUGCAACAAGUAAACCAGAUUUCAGGGAACAGUUCUCAUCCGAUCCUUACAGACAAAUGGGCCGGCAGCAACAGAACAUGUAUGCUGGUUUUAGUUCCCAGUCCCCCAUGAAGUACCCCAAUCAACCUUCAUCCACCAACUUACCACAACAGGGCCUCAAUCAAAGGCAGAGUCCUGCUAGCUCAGCAAAUUGGGGCUCCCCUACUGGACAUUUUGCACAGAGCCAGUCUGGUAAUGAUUUUGGUGCACAGUCUGCUGCAGCUGCCGCAGGGCCAGGAUUUAGUCAAAUUAGCCCUAACAGCUCCUCUCCAGCACAAGGGAACAUGUGGCAACAGGGUUGGCAAGGAGGAGCCAAUGAUGGUUCCCAGCCACAAGCUGGUACCCAGCAGCAUCAGCAAGGGAACCAGCAAGAUGAGAAUUUCAGCGACAUGUUCCGCAUACUUGAUCAACAAGGUCAAGAGUUUAGUGACCUUUCUGGCAUGUUUAAUACUUUCACAGAUUGAUUAUAGCAUACCUGAUUUAGUGCCGUCUGCUACUGGAGGAACUUUUGACCACCAGGUGUGGCUUGCUGGGCAAGAUUCAAAUUUCAGACAGAUUGUUUAAGAUUAUGAAACCAAUGUUAAAAGGAUAAGAACGAGGGUCAUCAAAUCUGGAUUUUUCUUUUAUUCAAAUUUGAGUCAAAACAAAGUAGUUUUCUGUCAGAGAAUCGUCUAAUAAUAUGUUUAUACUGAGAGAAAAUGACUGUAAAUUAAGAUACUGACUGUCAGUUAAAGAUACUGUAAAUCUGGUAUUAUUCGUGAUGUUUGAAUUUUUCAGAAUUAUCAAUGGCUAUUACUGUAAACAUGUUAAUAUAAUGUGCUAUAUGUAUUUUUGUUUACUUUUGUCGAGAUAGACAUUAUUCCCUCCUUUUGAUUGAUUAUUAGAAUUGUCAUCAUCUUGUAAAUUUUUAUAGCAUGAUUUAUUUAAGAGAAAUUAAAGGCACAUUAUGCCUCAGAAAUGAAUAUUUUUAUUCUUCUUUAAAAGGGGCUAGCAUGUAUUAAAUAAUGUUUUGAUAAUAGAUUUAAAGCAUAUUAGAUGGUUAUCACUAGAAAAAAAGUAGUGCUGAAUGAGAAAUAAUUUGUUGUAAAGGAAGCAAAAUGUAAACAAAGAAGUUUUUUUGACUUCCAUACAAAAUACUUAAUUACUUUAACUGUACCAAUUACCAAAAAUCGGAGGAAGAAAACGAUGGUUCAGCCCUAUUACCAAUGAGUACUUUUCAGGACAAUAAAAAAAUAAAGUGUUUAAGCAAUGUAAAUGAUAGCAUUAUUGGGGCUGAAUGGGCCUUUAAUAUUACUUGUAUUAUUGAUGAGGUGAUGAAAGAUUUGCUAGGUAAAAAGGCUUUGUAUAUAACUGCCAAAGACAAAAUUGGGUGUGGUUUAAAAAUGAUUUAUGAAAAUGGCAGAUUGACUUGACCAUCACUUGUAGUUUAGUUUUGAAAAAAAAUCAUUAUUUAUAUAAUAGUUUCACUUAUUCUAAUUAUGCUUUUAUUCUGAGCAUGGCCUUCCUUCUUGUCAAUUUUUGUCAAUCUAACCACAGGUGCCUGACGUCUAAUGUAUGUAUGUAGUUUAUGUUUAUUGAGGGUCCAUUCGCCCGUUCAGGCACAAAAAUCUGACGUGUAAUAUCCGUUUCAUACUUUCUUACAUCUAUAAUAAACUUGUGUGUAUUAUAUAUAGGGGUAAGGUAGGGGGUGUCUGUUAGACGUCAGGCACCUGUGACUGUGACUUAAUGUUUCUUUGUUUGUGUUGACUAACAUAGAUAAGUUUACAUAGAUACCAGAUAUAUUUGUAUUGUCUAUAUAUUUUUGGAUGCUGUUACUCGUCCAACGGGUCCAAGAUUAUUUAGACUCAAUAUUGUUUACCUUCUUCUCUUUAAGGCCAUUAUUUUAUUUAUCCAGCUUUUUGAAUGUGACACUGGGAACAUAAAUGGGUGCAUCCUAUAUUUUUUGUCCUUAAACAAAUGAUGAAUCAAUAAA